GAACCGCACCCGGCCCGUUACUCAGCUGAAAAUGCCGCCAAAAGACUUUCUCGUCUGGACACUUAUUCUCCGAACAUUUUUGAGAAUCUGGAUCAGCUGAAAUCGUUCUUCGUAGAAGGCAUCAGCGACCGGAUCCCACUUGUCCAGGUGAUCGUGCCCAAGAGCCAAUCCCAUUCUUUCAUGACUCAGGGAUCUCCUGACAUGAUGGUCACAGUCAGUGCCAACGGGCUGCUGGGAACUCACAGCUGGUUGCCGUACGAUAAAAACAUCUCCAAUUACUUCAGCUUCACCAAAGACUCCACUGUCUCCAACCCAAAGACGCAGCGCUACCUGUACGGUCCCUUCGCUCCGGGGGCAGAGUUGUCCUCCAAGACGUUGGUCGUCUCACACGACGGCAAACUCCUCUUCAGUGGCGGUCACUGGGACAACAGCUUGCGGGUCACCUCGCUGAGUAAAGGGAAGGUGGUGGGACACAUCAACCGCCAUCUAGGUGGACUGAAAGCAAAUCAGCAGAAUUUUCAUGGGCUGAAAGACAUGAAUUGA
Messenger RNA from Thamnophis sirtalis, 543 nucleotides. Lineage: Eukaryota; Metazoa; Chordata; Lepidosauria; Squamata; Natricidae. The record is from RefSeq and is a predicted model, not a curated record.